Messenger RNA from Corticium candelabrum, 684 nucleotides. RefSeq names its product NADH dehydrogenase [ubiquinone] iron-sulfur protein 6, mitochondrial-like. Bases 9 to 440 code for a protein of 143 amino acids. The record is from RefSeq and is a predicted model, not a curated record. Lineage: Eukaryota; Metazoa; Porifera; Homoscleromorpha; Homosclerophorida; Plakinidae. The transcript has 5 exons. Gene Ontology annotation, biological process: mitochondrial electron transport, NADH to ubiquinone.
UCCCGGAUAUGUCUACUCGCCUUGUGUCGUAUCGGCCUUUCAAGGCAUUAGGGAGGCUGCAAGCUCUUGUCAUUAGUCGUUCUCUAUGUGCAUCACGUGUUAGAUUCUCAAGUCACGACACGGUGACCCACACAGGGCAGGUGUGGGAAAAAGACGAUUUUAGAAAUGCUCGUUUUAUUGAAAGACAAAAAGAAGUGAAUACACAGUUUGCCAUCGAUCUAGUGGACGAAGAGCCACCAACUGUCAUCAAAGACUCAAAAUUCUGGUGUGAUGGAGGAUCACCAGGAGCACUUGGUCACCCAAAAGUUUAUAUCAACCUGGCACGACCUGGAAUCCACGUGUGUGGAUACUGUGGCAAUAGAUACGUGAACAACAAGUACUGGGAGAAGAUGGAGAAAGGAGAAAUGGAAAAGGCAUUUUCAGACACAGUCGUCGAUUGAUCAGACUGACUGCUUGGUGUAAGUGACCAGCAGUAGAGUGUGACUUCAGUGUAUGGAGUGGAUUACGGAUGCGUACUGUACUGUACAUACGGCUAUGUGGGUAGUAUCUAUAUGCACAUAAAGUGUGGCAAACAAAUUCAGCUGGAGUUGAAUGCACACGCACACUUGCACCCACAUGCACACACACACACACACACACACACACACACACACACACACACACACACACACACACACACACACA